UCCCACAUUGAAGGAAGCUAACAUGAAGUUAGCCGGCUCCAUCUACUCUGAUAUGAACUGACCGACGGGGAUUAAAAGUAUCCGCAGCUCCUCUUUCGGUCCGUUUUCUCCGCACUAAUAAUGCCUCUUCUGUCGGGCAGAGGAGACGGCGGGGCUGUCAGGAGCUUGUUGUUUUCGCUCGCCGCCACCGUGUUGUUGUUGUCGGUCGGAGUCGCGGCGAUCCAAGAGGAGCAGAAACCCGUCGAGAAGCAGCCAUUGCCAGAGAAAGCAUCGAGCCCGCAUCCUGUAGGCCCCGUCGUGGCUGAAGAUGGCUCAACCAAAGACAACCUGGGCUUCAUCCAUGCCUUCGUGGCCUCCAUCUCUGUCAUCAUCGUGUCUGAGUUGGGAGAUAAGACGUUUUUCUUCGCAGCCAUCAUGGCCAUGCGAUACAAUCGCCUGACGGUGCUGGCAGGAGCGAUGCUCGCUUUGGGAGUUAUGACUUGUCUUUCGGUGCUGUUUGGCUAUGCCACCACUAUCAUCCCCAGGAUCUACACAUACUAUGUGUCCACGGCCCUGUUUGCUAUCUUUGGGGUGCGCAUGCUGAGGGAGGGCCUGAAGAUGAGCCCAGAUGAAGGACAGGAGGAGCUGGAGGAGGUGCAAGCAGAGAUCAAGAAGAAGGACGAGGAGCUCCAGCGGUCCAAACUGGUGAAUGGGGCUCCAGAUGUGGAGGCCGGAUCGGGAACUACGCUGCCUCAGAGAAAGUGGCACAGCUUCAUCUCACCCAUCUUCAUGCAAGCCUUCACCCUCACCUUCUUUGCAGAGUGGGGGGACCGCUCACAGCUGACCACCAUUAUACUCGCUGCCCGGGAGGAUCCUUUUGGAGUUGCAGUGGGCGGUACAAUUGGACACUGUUUAUGUACAGGACUGGCUGUGAUAGGAGGGAGGAUGAUUGCCCAGAAAAUAUCUGUCAGAACAGUUACAAUCAUCGGAGGGAUUGUUUUUCUGGCCUUUGCCUUGUCCGCCCUGUUCAUCAAGCCAGAAGCUGGAUUCUAAAUGGACGCAAGACUUUCAGGUUUACUCUGUAAAUACGUGUACAAAAUUUGGUGAAGUUGCUGUAGAGAGACUCUAGUUUUCAUUCAGUAUGUCUCCAACUGAAACAUGUGACUGGCUCAAUGCUGAGUGGAAGUCCUGCCCACUUUUUCUGGAAAGCCUCGGUUCCUCUGCUGUCCGUGUUCCAGAGCGGUUUGUCUGAGGGUUUAGCAGUGAAUAGCAUCUCCGGGGAGGCUGAACCUGUGACCCACACCAGAGUCUGGUGGGGAGUUGCAGUUGUUGACAGAAAGCAGCCUGUGUUUGAUCUUCAUCCUGAAAAGUUCAGCAGAAAGCUUCUCAUCCAGAGCAACUGAAGAAAACUCAUCGGUGAGAAAGGGAUGCUGAGCUCCAGGGGCUGGGGGAACAGAUGCAUGCUGGGAGCGGAUGUGAGAUUCUCACCCUUGAGGAGGAGCUGUGGUCUCCUCACUAAUCGUGUGAGACAAAGAUGACUGGAUUGUUACUGAUCGCUGCCCUCAGAUUGUCUCUCUUCAAGUUACGGUGAUUCAGAAACGGACAUGCAGCACUUUCCUCAUACUCUACCUUCUAAGUUAGUCCAUUGAAGUCCAUUGAAGAUGCCUUUUUUGCAGUUUUUAAAUGUUUAUGUUAUUUUUGCUUGUUUCUUAAAAUAGAAGACCUGGGGUUAAACCCUAUUCACACCGGGGUCACUCUCCUGCUUCCACCUGCCUCCGAGCUGUACUGGAGCAAAAUCCUAUGAUAAAAUGGGCUUUUCCUACCUGAAGGAAAAGCACUUGAAAGCAGAACCACCAACAUAUAAUUUGUUUUGGUAAUCUGAUCUAAGUUUUUAUUUAGACUUGAGCUGAAAAAAAAAUGUUAUCCAAAUAUUUCAUAUAGUAGCGGUUUACUUUUCAGAAGAAUCCCAGACACACGAAAUGACCUUCACUUUGAGCUCGUGUGCACCUUUUCCAAACGAUAAUCAUAUAUAGUGACACUGAUCAGGGUACCUACUUAUCUCCUCAUGAUGAAUGUGUUUGUGGAAAAUGUCAGCUGCCACCACAUGGACCUGAAGCCCCAACUAACUGUGACCGAAUGUAAACAUCAGGUACAGAGUCACGGCACUAGAAGUGGAAAUCACUCCGUCAAGCUGUGCUGCUGCUGUGACAUGACAACGCUGCAACCUAAUUCAGGCCUCACUGUUUAUUUAAAAUGUUUCUAUUUAUUUAGCUUCUCUGUCUUUCCUCUGAGGUUUAAGUACUGUAGGCACAAAGGGCGGGAGAGGUCUCUCUCAACAUGGAACGGAAUAUUUUUGUAAGCAAAACAGGCGAAAGUUGCAUUGUCAAUAUUUGACAGACUGCUUCCAGCUGUGAAAUACUUAUGUUUGUUCUGUGGGUUGGUUGCCUGUAACUCUGAAAAGCUCAAUAAAAACAUUUUAUGUGGCGUCUGAUUUCUAACCA
Messenger RNA from Salarias fasciatus (jewelled blenny), 2480 nucleotides. It is a transcript of the gene tmem165, whose product is annotated as transmembrane protein 165. The transcript is spliced from 6 exons. Lineage: Eukaryota; Metazoa; Chordata; Actinopteri; Blenniiformes; Blenniidae. Gene Ontology annotation, cellular component: Golgi apparatus. The record is from RefSeq and is a predicted model, not a curated record. Bases 121 to 1032 code for a protein of 303 amino acids. Gene Ontology annotation, molecular function: manganese ion transmembrane transporter activity; calcium ion transmembrane transporter activity. Gene Ontology annotation, biological process: calcium ion transmembrane transport; Golgi calcium ion homeostasis; manganese ion transmembrane transport.